Ricinus communis (castor bean) is the source of this 1662-nucleotide messenger RNA. RefSeq names its product probable sodium/metabolite cotransporter BASS2, chloroplastic. The record is from RefSeq and is a predicted model, not a curated record. Gene Ontology annotation, cellular component: membrane. The transcript is spliced from 8 exons. NCBI's taxonomy places the organism in Eukaryota, Viridiplantae, Streptophyta, Magnoliopsida, Malpighiales, Euphorbiaceae. The coding region runs from base 91 to 1329 and encodes 412 amino acids.
AAAGUUGAAGCCUUUAUCAGAAGAUCUCAGUCUCAUGCUUAACUUCCAUGAUCACAUACUUCAAUACCAAAACCUAAACCCACAAAAACUAUGUCUUUAUCGUCCACCCUCACUCACUUCACUACAUUUUCACAAAGAACAUACUUCAAAUCCACUCUCUUUACACCUAGAAAACAACAAUUUACCAUUUCUUCACCGCCAAAAUUUAGAAAGCUAGCCACUGUAGUUAGAUCAGUUCAUGAGGAUUCUGGGUAUUUACCUGCGACUGAAGCAAAACCCAGAUGGGAAAAUGUGUUGUCUACCGCUGCUAGUCUUUAUCCUCUCUAUGUGACUGUAGGAGGGGUUGUUGCUUGCUUGAAACCUGAUACUUUUGCUUGGUUUGUGAAUAGAGGACCAGCUUCUUAUAGUUUGUCUCUUGGAUUGAUUAUGUUGUCUAUGGGUAUUACUUUGGAGCUUAAGGACUUGAUUGCUUUGUUUAUGCAAAGGCCUCUCUCUAUACUGUUCGGGUGUGUUGCUCAGUACUCCAUUAUGCCAGCUUUUGGAAUGAUAGUUAGCAAAUCCUUGGGACUUUCACCUUCUCUUUCAGUUGGACUGAUUUUACUUGGAUGUUGUCCUGGUGGUACGGCCUCUAACGUGGUGACCCUAAUUGCUCAAGGGGAUGUUCCACUAUCAAUUGUAAUGACAGUGUGCACUACUCUUGGUGCAGUACUUCUCACUCCUUUGUUGACUAAGAUUCUGGCAGGAACUUAUGUUCCUGUCGAUGCUCUCAAACUUUCCAUCAGCACCCUGCAGGUUGUUGUUGCUCCAAUUCUGCUGGGUUCUUAUUUGCAGAGCACAUUUCCUGCAGCAGUGAAAGCCGUGACACCCUUUGCACCACUUUUUGCUGUUCUAGCUUCAUCACUGCUUGCAUGCAGCGUGUUCUCAGAAAAUGUUGUUCGUCUUAAAUCCUCAAUGGUUGGUGCUUCAUUGCCUCCUGGUUCUUCUCCACUUCUUGUCAUUCAAUCAAUAUUGUCUGGAGAACUGGGUGUGAUAAUACUUUCUGUCUUGUUGCUACAUGUUGCUGGUUUCUUUGUGGGUUAUAUAUCAGCAGCUAUUGGCGGGUUUAAAGAACGAGAAAGGCGAGCUAUAUCGAUUGAGGUGGGCAUGCAAAAUUCUUCAUUAGGUGUAGUUUUAGCAACUUCACAUUUCACUUCUCCACUGGUUGCACUACCCCCAGCUAUGUCUGCUGUCAUCAUGAACAUCAUGGGUAGCACUUUGGGGUUCAUUUGGAGGCACAUUGAUCCAUCUGAUUUAAAUGGCAGUAGCACUGCUAAGCCUGACAAAAUUUGAAGAUGAAAACUUCUUUUGAUCAUUGGCUCUGUACUGUAGAAGAAUACAAGGAAAAGAUCAACUACUGCUGCUAAAACCUCACUUCACCAUCUGAACCACUCCUAGUUUGGUUGUAAGAUUACAAGCCCAUAUUGAGUAGCCACUUUAGUUGAAGUGCUGUAGGCUAAGCUGUGUGGCAAAGACUUGUGCUAUUAAGUGCACUCCCAACAUGAUUUUUCCUUCAAGACAAGUUAGUGCAGGAGGCAAACUGACCCUUUGUUGUUGCUUUUGUUAUUUAAUAUGUGACAUCUUCCUAUAAGAAUAAUAAUCUAUGAGCCAAAUUAGUUUCCCGGA